GCUACCCCUCCGAGGGCUGAGUUGCGGCAAUAAAGGGGCUUUGAUUGUGUGUUAGCUAUCUUACAUUCUACCUGCAUCGACUCAUGAUGCAUCUUAUCCAAUAAUUCUGAGAGUAGUUAUCCUAGCCGCCUGACUGGAUCUGGAUCUUGGCCGCAUUUGUAUUCUGGCCAACAGGCCUUGGCCAAGUUGUCCGUGUGACAUGAAUGUAAAUGCUAAAGUACAUAUAUCUGCCUUUCUUCAGUUUCAACUAACAAACUCGAAAAAUACACGAUGUAGCUAAGAUUGGGUGUUAUAAGACAAACAUAAACGACAGCGGAAGGAUGGCAUUUUCCUUGUAUAGAGAUAAUAGCCUUGCACCUAUUUUAGAGAAAGUUACCGACACUGCGAGUUCAUCUAUCUCAUACCAUAGCCGCCUCGGCCAUGAGAUUCCAGAAGAGCUGUCGAAUAUUGCAACGCAAUAUAGACCGACUACUCCCAUAGAGAUAGUCUCUGAGCAUACUACUGAACAAAUAGGUACCAUGGAGCAAGGCACAAGAGGGUUUCUAGUUCAACAUUUUAGGAACGAGGUUUUGAAAAUAACUUCACAGAAAGACCCCGUCACCUGUUUACGAAAUAUACUAAAUCCCUUGCUUGAUUCGAAACCAGUUGCAAAGCCUGACGAUGUUGAGCAAGCGGAGAAGAAAGCAUGCCAAGUGACUAUGACGCUCAGCAUAGCAGCUCUCAGUCGGAUGCGGAUGCGAAAACUUCAAAUAGAGCUUACCAACAGAAUUAUGAGGAUACAUUAUCUUAAAGAGCUCCCAGAUGACUGGCAGUCUUUAUUGCAGGAGUACAUUACUGCAACGCGUGAUAACGACUAUAUUCGCACUUGUGUCGACAGAGGUCUGCACGAUCCGUUCCUUAUUAAAAGCGAGAGGAAGGUGGAUGCCGCCAUACUUCAAGCCGCUCUUGUUGAAAUUGGGAAACAGGAGCUUAACUUCGCUCCUCCUCUCGAGAAAGAAUCAAGAGCUAUUGGAGGCACUCGAACUGAGAUGACCCAGAAACAGCGAACGGAAGCGUUCUUAAAGCGAGUCGUAGUUUCGAUUAUAGGGGGGGCAUUCCUAGUUGGUCCUAUGUGGCUAAUGAUAUUGGUGAAAACUCCGUACUCGUCACUUAUUAUAACAACGGUAUUUGUAUUCGUAGCCGGUCUUGCAGCAGCACGGGUACUCAAUGGUGAUAUCCAUGUCGUUUCGGUUACGGCGGCGUACGCGGCCGUAUUGGUGGUCUUCGUGGGCGCCAACGGUUCUUCGGCAUAGACAUACUUGGCGCAGAAAUUAGAGGAUAAUAUACUCCUAUAUACACCAUCCUUGACAUACGAAUACCGGUCAUAGAAGAUAUCGAUAUAUAUUUUAAAAUACACGAACGAGGUUUUAUAUUCC
Daldinia loculata is the source of this 1415-nucleotide messenger RNA. RefSeq lists its product as uncharacterized. Lineage: Eukaryota; Fungi; Ascomycota; Sordariomycetes; Xylariales; Hypoxylaceae. The record is from RefSeq and is a predicted model, not a curated record. The transcript has 4 exons. Bases 321 to 1292 code for a protein of 323 amino acids.